UCUAAAGCUUCCAAAUCCGGUGUGUGUGUAUUUCACACUUGCAGCACAUCCCAACUCGCACUGGUCACAUUUCAAGUGCUCAAUUGUGGCUAGUGGCUACGUCCUGAGGUCUUCCUCUCCCAGCUACCUAACGCCGUCCAGGUAGGCACCUUCUACCACAUUCCCUGUUUCAUCUUCUUUGUAGCCCUUACCAGUAUCUCAAAUUCCCCCUGACUAUACAAGCCCCUCCAGGCGAGGACUUAACCUUGAAGGGUGCCUGGCGCAGAGCAGGCGCUCAAUCAAGUCUGUCUCCGCCCGAUCCGCGCCCAGGGUGGACCCAGGCCCGGGGGCCCGCCUCUCUGCGCCGCGGCCCGCGGGCGGCCGCCCCUCGCCCGCCCUCCCCCCGGCCCGCCCCGGGAACGGGGUUUGUAGUCGUGGACGUGACUGGGAGGAGUCGGCCCGCCUCGGAUUUCCGCACAGGGAGCCGGGCCGCGACCAUGGCGGAGCCCACGGUGUGCUCGUUCCUCACCAAGGUGCUGUGCGCCCACGGCGGCCGCAUGUUCCUGCAGGAUCUGCGCGGCCACGUGGAGCUCUCGGAGGCCCGGCUGCGGGACGUGCUGCGCCAGGCCGGGCCCGACCGCUUCCUGCUGCAGGAGGUGGAGGUGCGGGAGGACCCGUGGGACGCCGAGGCCGAGGUGGCGGCCGGCGAGGGCGGCGCGGGCGGCGGCGGCGGCCCCUCGGCCUGGCGGGUGGUGGCUGUGUCCUCCGCGCGCCUCUGCGCUCGCUACCAGCGCGGCGAGUGCCAGGCCUGCGACCAGCUGCACCUCUGCCGCCGCCACAUGAUGGGCAAGUGCCCGAACCGCGACUGCUGGUCUACCUGCACCCUUUCUCAUGAUAUCCACAUACCUGUCAACAUCCAAGUCCUGAAAAACCAGGGACUGUUUGGUCUCAAUGAGGCCCAGCUUCGGAUCCUUCUUUUACAGAAUGACCCCUGCCUUUUACCAGAGGUCUGUUUGCUCUACAACAAAGGUGAAGCCCUGUAUGGUUACUGCAACCUCAAGGAUAAAUGCAACAAGUUUCACGUGUGCAAGUCCUUUGUCAGGGGAGAGUGCAGGCUGCCGAAGUGCAAGCGGUCCCAUCAGCUAAUUCACGCUACAUCCCUGCAGCUGCUGCAGGACCAAGGACUGAAUAUUCCAAGUGUCGUUAAUUUUCAGAUAAUUGCUACCUACAAGCACAUGAAGCUGCACAAGAUGCUUGAAAAUAAAGAUAAUUCAGCUUCUUCUGCUGAGCAUUCCCAGGGCCUUGAGAAACAAGGAGUACACGUAGCUGGGGCUGCAGAGGCCGGUCUUCUGGUCUCUGGCCCUGCUGAGUCAGCCAAGAAGCCAUGUUCAGGUAAACCUUAGAGGACAUCAGUGAAAUAAGAAGAACGUUGUCCAAUUGGAAGGUCUGAAAACAAAGCUUCUGUUGAGAUUUAAUUUGUAACCAUUCAUUCAUUUAAUCGUUUAUUAAUAAUAGCCAUAAUGAUACCUACCUCACAGGUUGUGGUGAGAAUUAAAGAAGAUGGAAAAGGAGAAAAUGCCAGAUUGGGAGGAUAAAAUUGGGGGUGGGUGGUUGAGGAUGAGGUUAGACAUUGAACAGGCAAAGGGAGAGUAAAACCUGAGAGUAGAUGAGGUCAGUCCUGGGCAAAUCCUGCGGUUCCUGAGAGCUUUCCCUGGGCUGGCCGGCCAGAGCUCUUAAAGAGGCAGGCUCCUGCGGACUUGUUCUGGGACCCAGCCAAGUGCUUUUCUGUAUGCCCAUAUACAUAGUUUACAUUGUGGUAUUCAGGGACUACAUACACUUUAUGCUCUUUUUUUUUUUUUUUUUUUUUGCUUAAUAUUCCAUAAGUAUCUCUCCAUAUUUAUUCACAUUUAUCAUGCGUAAUCAUUUUCAUGCACAGAUACACUAAUAUAUCAUCGUUUGCUUAACUAGUUCCAUUAUUCUGGGAUAUUUUGAUUCUUUCUAACAACUUUUGAAUAUAACUCUUUUCUUAAAAUCCACACAAUAUUAAAUUUUUACAUUAUUCUUUACUUUUGCUUCACUUAUAGUUGCUGAAUGAUACUCUUGAUUUUCAUUUCUUUAAAAAUACAUGCGGGAAUUCGCUGGCGGUCCAGUGGUUAGGACUCUGCACUUCCACUGCAGGGGGCAUAAUUGCUGGGCCCCUCCUCUGUGCUGAUGUGACUUGGCCUUUAAUAGGCUCCUUAAUUUUCGUAAAGGCAUGUUGACUGUAUAUGAUAUGAUAUCCAACUCUCGUGGAUCCAUCCUCAGCCAACACCGCAGAGUAUAUAACUUAUGGGUGCUCACCAGAGAUUUCUACCUCACUCUGUGUACUCUCCAUUUCUUAUUAAACUUUUACCAAAGUCUCAGAUUCCUGUAGUAUGAAGGAUGCGGAGCUCAUACAUUCCUCCAAGUUGUAUGCAUUCUUUCUGUGAUCAGGAUGGACCAUCAUAAAUCUAUAUACCUCGCCCAUUCCAUACUGACUUCUCCCUUCCCCCCUUCUCUCUGCCCCUGCCCACCCAGCUGUCUCUUUUUAGUUGUACCUGAUGUUUAUUUCCUUGUUUUCAUCAGGGGGUACCACAGAGAAGCAGCUUUGUGAAAUUCUUUCCUGUGUUUGCUGUAUUAAUAGCCACAAAUGUUGGUGUGUAAAGUGUUUUGUUUUGUUUUUUUUAAUUUAACUCUCUGGCAAAAACAUAACAUUUGAGAAAUAGGGCCAAAGUAGUGAGCUUUUCAUCAAGCUAAAUUUAUUUAAUUUAGAAAAUUUUUAAUCAUGAAAACUUUUCUUUUCCAUUGGGGGAGGUGUGCAAAAAUGUCCUUUUUAAAGUGAGACAGUGCUGUGUUUUCUCCUAAUGGACAGUAAGAGUCACGCAACUUAUGUUAAUCUCUUCAUUUUGGUUGCCAGCAACAGUAUUUCUGAAAGCUCUUAUGUUUUGCGUAUCUUUCUUCUUUUUUCUUAGUUACGAUUUCUCCGGUGCUAAUUAAAAAAUUUUCUUUAUAUUUUAUUAUUAUUAUUUACGUUUUAUUCUUUUACUGUUAUAUUUCUUUUGUAAGCCAUGUUAAAUCCUUAAUGGAAACAGUAUAGUGUAUAAAUGCAUAUUCUUUACAUUAAAAGACUUAGUAGAUUUUUACAUUAUUGUGUUCUUUUUAUAUAUCUUAUAAUUAUGCCUUUAUAUAUGAAGUUAUUGACCCUUUGUAAUCUUUGUUGCAAUAUUUUAUUCAAUUCUACAAUAUUCCAUUUUAAUCUUAGUUCCAUUGGUAUUCAUCCUAUAAAAACAUUUUAUGUAAUCAUACCUCUUAUUUUAAUUUGAUGAUUCAGCUGUUAGAGAGUUAUCAGAUUAGAGUUUCUUCGGCAACUUAUCAGGGCUUAUGAGAUGAAGCUGCACAUCUGUAGGCUUCACAAAUUCCAAAUACCCUAAAUUGAAUGAGUGACUUUCUUCCAGACUUGUUCCUCCUUUUGUUCUUUAUUUUGCAGUGUCAGCACCAAAUGACUUAAGCCAAAAACCUGCAAAUUGUCCUAUACUUUUCCUUUCUUCUUAUUCCCUGGGUCAGAUUGGUUACCCCGUGUUGCAGAAUUUCCACUUUAAAAAUCUUGCAAAUUUUUAUCCUCUCUACCCCUUUCUUUCCAUCCCCAACACACUGCCUUUUUCUAAACCCUCAUCACCUCUUGCAUUUGUUUUACAGAUUCAUAACUCAGUGGUAUUCAAGUCUGUCUUGUGAGAGUUUUUUGUAGGAAGUGCGAGAUGGACCCCUGUUCCACUUCAAGGAUGGUACCCCCAUUGUAAUUUUUAAUAUAAUAGGCUUUUGUGGAUGUCAUUGAUCUCCUUACCACCCUUCUCUCCCCCUGCUGCCUGGUUGACCUUUUGAAAUGCAGACCUAAUCGUAUUGCUUUUUUCUGCCGUAACCUUCAUUGGUCCCCAUCACGAGGAUAGAAGUCAUAAAACUCAAAUCCCUACAGGGACUAGAAAGUUAAGAUAAAUGGAUAAAGUGAGGUGGAUGUGAGAGGAAUGGGGGAAGAGAGGAAGUGCUGUGGCAAACUGUCCCAUCUAAAAGGGACAACUGCCUCUUGCUUCCACGUGGGACUGCGGGGCCCAAUUUGACGUAUCAUCCAAUUUGUCAAAAGCAGCCACAAAUUCAGAAAUUUUUAUGAGAAAUUUUCUGAUUUUAAAAUAUUGACUUUUAAUUGAGUUCUUAAAAUGCAGACCAAUAUUGCGCGUAUUGACCUACUUGCAGUUUUUGGAAUGUGCCAUUUUAUCUUGUGACUCUCUAUUUGCAAAUGAUGCUCCUUCUAAGUGCCACUCCUUCGCUCCUCCUGCCUCAAAACCUGGCAAAAUGAGAUUAUUUAAAAUGUCAGGUUAGCCUUUCCUGACCCCAAGACAGGCAGCUCUCCUAGUGUUCUCAAAGCUCUAGCACUUAGUACAUUACAUUGCCAUGCUUUUAUUCCCCGGCUUUGAGCAAAAACAUUAUUUAUUCUUUUUGGUAAUUAUAACACUUGGUAGUUAAAUAUUUUUUGCCGUAUAAUGAAUUAAACUCUGCAUUUGAAUCUGUUGAAUCAGUAUCAUAUUGCUCUUCAUUGAUUCUCUUUCUCCUCACAUAUUUUUAGUAUUCAUAGAAUCUUUUUUGCCCUAAGGAAUGUGUUAUAUAAGGUAAACAUCCUUUUGAUGCUUCGGUUUGAAUUGUCUAGGUCUAAAAUUAACUCUUUAUGACUUAUGUUUAUUAUACUAAUUCUUUCCAUCAAGGAAUUAAGUCUUCAUUAUUGACGUAUUUCUUGAUUGCUUUCAUUAUAAUUUGUUCAUGUUUUUGUCUAGGUCAUGAAUAUCCCUUAUUGCAUAAAUUCUUUCUUGGCUAAAUAUAUCUGUAUUGCUACUAAGUAUGGGAAUCUCUAUCUUCAGAAUGCUAUUGAUUUUCAAAAUAUUUGUCUUUAGGUAAGUUGUCUUUGUUCUAACAGUAUUAGAUGGCUUGUUUGGUUUUAUUUUUAAAUAUAAAAUUGUAGCUGCAAAAAUAUUUAUCUUUUCUUAUGUAUUUCUAUUAUAUCUUUUUGUUACAUAAAAUUGUAGUAAGAUAUUUUUGGAUAUUUCUUCAUUUAAUAUGAAGUUAAUUAUUGGUUUUAAACAAUUAUAUAUUGUUAUAAUUGUCCCUAUUAUAAUAAGGGAAAUAACAUCCUUUAUUCUUGUUUAUUGGAAGCUUUUGGUAGGAAUUGGCAUCUUUUGAUAUAAUCAUAUAAUGUUAACCAUUUAAAUUACCUAAUAUGAUUAUAUUCAUGGUUUUCAUGGUAUUAAAACAUCCUUAAAUUCUUGAGUAAGCUCCACUUGAUAAUGCCAUAUAUUCUUUUAAUGUAUUUUUUAUCCUAUUUGGUAACUUUCAAGUGUAUGCAUCUAAACAUUCAUAAAUAAAUUUCAUUUAUAUGUUA
Molecule: messenger RNA, 5419 nt
Organism: Balaenoptera musculus (blue whale)
Lineage: Eukaryota; Metazoa; Chordata; Mammalia; Artiodactyla; Balaenopteridae
Gene: ZC3HAV1L
Product: zinc finger CCCH-type containing, antiviral 1 like
Exons: 4
Coding region: 477-1382 (301 amino acids)
Molecular function (GO): metal ion binding
Source: RefSeq, a predicted model, not a curated record